Messenger RNA from Daucus carota subsp. sativus, 1301 nucleotides. Its product is annotated as bZIP transcription factor 12. Lineage: Eukaryota; Viridiplantae; Streptophyta; Magnoliopsida; Apiales; Apiaceae. Bases 179 to 922 code for a protein of 247 amino acids. The record is from RefSeq and is a predicted model, not a curated record. Gene Ontology annotation, biological process: positive regulation of DNA-templated transcription. Gene Ontology annotation, molecular function: DNA-binding transcription factor activity. Gene Ontology annotation, cellular component: nucleus. The transcript is spliced from 4 exons.
AGUCUAAAAUGUUUUAGGACCAAUACACACAAUACAGACAGAGAUAUGUGUGUGUAUAAAAACGAAACACACACAAGGCAAACCAAGCAAUAGUAGCACCAUAGAAAACUCAAGUUAGUUAGUUGGUUAGUUCCGAUCACCAAACAGUCCCUAACAAAACUCGGCAAGAACUAAUUAUAUGGCCUCUUCUAAGGUGAUGGCUUCUACCUCACCGUCCAAUCCGGAUCUGCCACGUCGGCAGUCCUCUUCCUCCUUACAUUUACUCACCGACCUCCACUCCAAGACCUUCUCCUCCAUGAACAUGGACGAUCUGCUCAAGAACAUCUACUCCGACGCCGAUCACUUUCCGGCCGAUCAGGCCGCCGCCGACGCGAAGAAGUCGGUGGACGAGGUUUGGAAGGAGAUCGUGAACCAGCCGGUGAGUGGGAGCAGUGCGCAGCCGGCGAUGACGCUGGAGGACUUUCUGACCAAGGCUGGGGCGGUGAGGGAGGAGGAUGUCAAAGGCGUGGAGGAGAGUGGUGGUGUGUUUGGUGGAGAUGCUGCUGCUGCUACUGCUGGUGGCGUGAUGAGUGGCGGUGUGAUUGCGUUUCCGGUUGCGGCGAAUCAGGUGUUUGGGAAUGGAGUUGUGGGGAGAGGGAAGAGGAGAGCCGUGGAGGAGGCGCCGGUUGAUAAGGCCACGCAGCAGAAGCAGAGGAGGAUGAUUAAGAAUCGAGAGUCUGCUGCCAGGUCACGGGAGCGUAAACAGGCUUAUACUGUAGAGUUGGAAUCACUGGUGACACAUUUGGAGGAGGAAAAUGCGAGAUUAAUGCAAGAGGAGGCUGAGCAGACCAGAGAGCGAUUUAAGCAGCUUAUGGAGAACUUGAUUCCAGUUGUGGAGAAGAAAAGACCACCUAGAGUUCUUCGGAGAGUGCACUCCAUGUAAUGCUAGUUUCUUGGUUAUUUAUCCUCAUAAAUAAUGUAGAAGAACUAGCAUCUUUGUAGCAACUAAAGUUAAGCAGAACGAGAAAUGACAAACUUCUUAUAGGGGCCAGCAGUGUUCACAUGUAAAGAGAAGGGAGAUGAGGCCGGCAAAUUACAUAUCCUUUUGUCUAACUUAAAGAGAGGUUUUGUCAACAGAUGUGAGACAUGCCUCAAAUAUGAUUUCACAAUGUAUGUAUAGGUGUAGAGGAUUAAAUCCUGGGUGUUUUGUAAUUAUAGUUGAUCUAAAUGCUGAUCGGAUGGGAAUCUGAGUUAAAUUAGUAGAGUAUACUUAACCAACACAUAAUGGCUAUAAUAUAAUGAAAGUCUUGGUUCAGAUUUUA